AUGAGAACACAGGAGGAGCCAGCCCUCCCGCCCCCCCGUCCCCGCCACCUACCCCCCACAGUAGCAGCUACGGGAGGGGAGAGGCAAGGCAGUGGGUGGUGCUCUGCUGGCGGGGUUCUCUGCUGGCGGGGUUCUCUGCUGGCGGGGUUCUUUGCUGGCGGGGUUCUCUGCUGGCGGGGUUCUCUGCUGGCGGAGUGCUCUGCUGGCGGGGUUCUCUGCUGGCGGGGUUCUCUGCUGGUGCUGGUUCCUGUGGUGGAGCUGCAGCUUCUCCCGCCACUCCCGCCACGCCCGCCAUGCCCCACUCCUGCCACGCCCACCAUUCCCGCCACUCCCAACGCCCCCGCCACUUCCGCCACUCCCUUCACAGCAGCUGCGAAGUCGACGGGAGGGCGGGCGGGGAAGAGGUGUGACUGGCGGAUACUGGCGCUGGCGGCCGCCACUCCGUUCCCCCUUUCCUCUUCGCCCCCACUGCAUCCGUCGCUGUUUCUGCGCCACGGAGCCGCGACGAGGCAGCGUGACGACGGCGGGUCCAUUGGCGGGCUCGCUCGCGGGCCCGUUGGCGGGUUCGUCGUCGGGCGUGCUCACACGCGCGCUGGCGGGUCCGUCGAUGGGCUUGCUGGCACUCUCGUUGGCGGGUCCGAUGGCGGGUCCGUCGGCGGGUUUCCUGGCGGGUCCGUCGGCGGGCUUGUUGGCGCUCUCGUUGGCGGAACUGACGACGGGUCCGUCGGCGGGUUUGCUGGUGGGUCCAUCGGCGUGCUUGCUGGCGGGUCCGAUCCUGGCGUUCCUGGUGCGUUCCUGGCGUGCGCGGUGGCGUGCGUUGCUGGUAGUGCACGGGCGACGGGCUGA
Messenger RNA from Closterium sp. NIES-65, 846 nucleotides. The record is from the annotation of a GenBank genome assembly. NCBI's taxonomy places the organism in Eukaryota, Viridiplantae, Streptophyta, Zygnematophyceae, Desmidiales, Closteriaceae.